This is a messenger RNA of Acomys russatus (golden spiny mouse), 2609 nucleotides long. It is a transcript of the gene Tns4, whose product is annotated as tensin 4. Bases 71 to 2155 code for a protein of 694 amino acids. Gene Ontology annotation, molecular function: protein binding. The record is from RefSeq and is a predicted model, not a curated record. The transcript has 12 exons. NCBI's taxonomy places the organism in Eukaryota, Metazoa, Chordata, Mammalia, Rodentia, Muridae.
AUCUAGCUCCGAGGUAAAAGUGGGGCUAGUUGGAAGCCAGAGGCAAACCACUGAACUUCCCUGCCCCAUCAUGUCCAGCUCCCUGCUGGCUGGAGGUCAUGUGGUCAGCUUGACUCCCCACGAGGAAUCGAGGAUGGCCCUGCACCCAACCCCCAGCCCUGGCCUCCCAGCACUGUGUCCUUACUAUACCACAGAGAGCUGGGCAACCCAGCCUUUGAUGGCCCCCGCACUGUGCAAAGGCACCUCCAGCAGGCUCCAGCAGGCCCAGCAAGCAGAGGCCCAAGCUCACUGCCUCCUGCAGUGCACCGGAGAGCAGGCCUCAGAGGCCUCACAGGACCUAGAUUCCUGCAUUGACUUCUCACUGGAGACCCUCAACCAGAUGAUCUUAGAGCUAGACCCCACCUUCCAGCUGCUUCCUUCUGGGACUGCUGGUGCCCAGGCUGAGCCUACCAACAGUAUCACCUCAAGGAACAAGAAGGAGGAACCCGAAGCCCUGGAUAUAAAGUAUAUCGAAGUGACCUCCACCAGAUCAAGAUGCCUCGAUGGUCCCCAACGCUGCUCCAGCCCAUGUGUCAUCCCACCCUCUGGCUCCCCACGAAGUGGUGGCCUCCUUCUCUCCAGAGACAUCCCCCGAGAGACUCGAAGCAGCAGCGAGAGCCUCAUCUUCUCUGGGAGCCAGGGCAGGGGUCCCUCUACCCACAUCCCAUCUUCCCUUAGCAACUCCAUCCCUUGCCGGGAAAGCAAAGCUCCUGGCUCCCCACUGGCAACGCCUCCAGGUUGGGAGAAAAGGCCAAAGGCCCCACAACAGGGCAGCAGGAUCUCUAUGCUGUCAGCCAGCCCCGUGUCAGACGUCAGCUAUGUAUUCGGAAGCAGUCAGUCCCUCCUCCACUCAAGCCUCUCCAGCUGUCAAUCAUCUUCUAGAUCCUUGGGAAGUCCAGCCAGCUCCUCUUCCAGCCUCCACAGCCUGGACCGAGGGUCCCAGUGUGUAAGACCUGGUGAUGCCAGCAACCCCGUACUGGCCAUUGGCCAGCCCCAAGCAGUCCAGUCUCCUCCAGUGGCCAAGGAACAGGCCAGUAGCUGCCCCCCAUCUGUCACCAACUCCAUGGUGGACAUACCCAUUGUGCUCAUCAACGGGUGCCCAGAACCACAGUCUCCCCAAGCCCAGCGGACACCAGGAUACCAGAGCUCUGUCCAACCCAGAGCUACAUCUCCCAGCCACCCCUGUCAGGCCACCAGGAGCCACCAGCAGACUCUGCCAGAUGUUCCUCUUCCUGCAUCUCCAGAGGGUCCUGCCAAAGACAUGCAGCCCACCAUGAAGUUCGUGAUGGACACAUCGAAAUACUGGUUUAAGCCGAGCAUCGCUAGAGAGCAAGCAAUCGACCUGUUGAGGAAAGAGAAGCCGGGCGCUUUUGUCAUCAGGGACAGUUCCUCCUACCGGGGCUCCUUCGGCCUUGCCUUGAAAGUACAGGAGACUCCGGCAUCUGCCCCAAACCGGCCAGGUGAGGACGGCACUGACCUUAUCCGUCACUUCCUGAUCGAGUCUUCCGCCAAAGGGGUGCAUCUGAAAGGAGCAGAUGAGGAGCCCUACUUUGGGAGCCUCUCUGCCUUCGUGUGCCAGCACUCCAUCAUGGCCCUGGCUCUGCCCUGCAAACUCAUCAUCCCACAGAAAGAACUGGGUGGAGCAGAACCAGCGUCUUCGGACUCCCCGACACACGGCCAGACCCCUCCUUGCCUGAAGAUAUCUGCGGGUUGCCCCACGCUGUACCUGAGCUCUGUGAGCGUGGAGACCCUGAGUGGAGCCCUGGCGGUACAGAAGGCCAUCUCUAACACCUUGGAGAGGGAUGUCCUCCCCACGCCUACUGUCGUCCAUUUCAAAGUCACUGAACAAGGCAUCACUCUGACUGACGUCCAAAGGAAGGUGUUUUUCCGACGUCACUAUCCACUCACGACCCUCCGCUUCUGUGGAAUGGACCCUGAGCAACGGAAGUGGCAAAAGUACUGCAAGCCUUCCAGGAUCUUUGGGUUUGUGGCCAAGAGCCAGACAGAGCCACAAGAGAAUGUGUGCCACCUCUUCGCAGAGUACGAUGCAGUCCAGCCAGCUUCCCAGGUCAUCAGCCUGGUGACCGCUCUGCUUCAGGACCCAGAAAGGAUGUAGGAGGGAGGAGAUGCCUGUGUGCCCUCCCUGACAUCUCAAGGGACUUGUCCUGGGCAUGGAGCUGUGGCCACAUUGACAGACUUAUCUGUUGGACCCGAGGAUCGUUCAGAUUGAAGCCUUUGAACCUGCUGUGACAUUCAGCAGUCACCUUCACCUGGCUCUUGGGCCUCAGUGUCUUCAGUUAUGAAAAGAGACCCACCCACAAGACAGCUCCUCCUUGGAGACUCUGCUGGGAAUCGCUAGUGUGUUCCUCCCUGCUGCUGAAGCCCACCCAAGACCCCCUGUAUAAAACUCGCCUGCGAGUGCCAGACGUGGUGGCACACGCCUUUAACCCCCAGUACUCUGGAGGCAGGGGCAGGUGGAUUUCUGAGUUCAAGGCCAGGCUGGUCUACAAAGAGAGUCCCAGGACAGCCAGGGCAAUUACGCAGAGAAACCCUGUCUCGAAAAAAAACAA